Malassezia globosa CBS 7966 is the source of this 2715-nucleotide messenger RNA. RefSeq lists its product as uncharacterized. Gene Ontology annotation, biological process: calcium ion transmembrane transport; intracellular calcium ion homeostasis. Gene Ontology annotation, molecular function: P-type calcium transporter activity; ATP hydrolysis activity; ATP binding. Lineage: Eukaryota; Fungi; Basidiomycota; Malasseziomycetes; Malasseziales; Malasseziaceae. Bases 1 to 2715 code for a protein of 904 amino acids. The record is from RefSeq and is a predicted model, not a curated record. The transcript has a single exon. Gene Ontology annotation, cellular component: membrane.
AUGAACGCGCUUGUGGAGCCCAGUGUCAUAUUUCUUAUUCUUAUUGCGAAUGCGACAGUUGGUGUUUUGCAAGAGCGUAAUGCAGAUCAGUCGAUCCAGGCUUUGCGGGCGUACUCUCCGGAAGAAACCAUUGUCCUGCGCGAUGGCAAAACAUGUCGCGUGGUGGCUCGCGACGUGGUCCCUGGCGACAUAGUGAUCUUAGCGGCAGGUGAUCGUGUGCCAGCAGACAGUCGCGUGAUUCAGCUGCGUUCUUCUACAUUGCAAGUGGAUCAAGCCAUCCUGACCGGCGAGUCAGAGGGCGUGUACAAGACCGCUGCGGUUGUGAGUGACGAAAAGGCUGUUAAACAAGAUAUGACAAAUAUGUUGUUUUGCGGUACUUCUGUUGUGAGCGGCUCAUGUGUGGCACUUGUGUGUCUCACAGGUGAGCACACGGCGAUUGGUGAUAUCCAUGCUGAAAUCGAGCAACACGAGGACAUGAAGACGCCGCUCCAGGAGCGACUUGACGAGUUUGGUGACUUAUUGGCGAAGGCCAUUAUGAUCAUUUGUGUACUAGUGUGGGUGGUGAAUAUCCGGCACUUUAGCGAUCCUGCACACCACGGCUGGAUGCGUGGUGCGAUGUACUACUUCAAGAUUGCUGUGGCGCUUGCUGUGGCUGCGAUUCCCGAGGGUCUAGCCGCUGUCAUCACGGCUUGUCUGGCUCUAGGCACGCAAAAAAUGGCGCGCAAAAAUGCCAUUGUAAGGCACCUGCCCAGUGUUGAGACGCUUGGCUCGACAAGCGUGAUAUGUUCGGAUAAAACCGGUACGCUCACUACGAAUGAAAUGAGUGUUGCGAAUAUGUAUCUGGUGGGUGAAGCAGCCGACUAUGAGGUCACCGGUACGAGUUUUGCGCCGGACGGUGCCAUUUUGCGCAAUGGCCGGACGAUGACGAGCCUGAAUCAGCCUGGUAGUGCGAUUCAUGCACUUGCACAGACGUGUGCCGUGUGCAACGAUGCCAAGGUCAUUGUCGAUGCGCAUGGACGGCACAAGGCUCUAGGCCAGGCAACAGAGGCGGCACUCCAGGUACUUGUAGAAAAAAUCGGCUUCCACGAUGCGAUUCAGCAAGCGCACUUGCCAGAUCUCUUACCGGCCCUCCGUGCAGGGGCGGUGUGCGAGAUGUACACGAGUUCGCUUCCGCGCCUUUCAACGAUGGACUUUACUCGCGACCGUAAAAUGAUGUCGACCUUUGUGCGCCGAACAGAGCAUGAUGCCCGUCUGCUUGUGAAGGGAGCGGCCGAAUCGGUGUUGUUGCGCUCAUCACAUGUGUUCUUGAAUGACAGUGAGCAACGGCCCCUGACGGACGACAUGCGUGCUGCGCUGCACGAAAAGAUUAAUACCUAUGCGAAUGCAGGCUUGCGUGUGCUCGCGAUAGCUGUGCGCGAUGGUAUGGCGCUGCCAGAUCCACUACUGCCAUUGGAUGCGUCGAUGUAUGGCCAGUAUGAACAGAAUCUGUCGCUGGUUGGACUCGUGGGUAUGCGCGAUCCACCGCGACCUGAGGUAGUACAAGCGAUUCGCUCGUGCAUGGAGGCGGGUGUGCGGGUCGUGAUGAUCACCGGCGACAACCAGCGGACAGCCGAGGCUAUUGGCCGCCAAAUUGGCCUGUUUGGUCCUGACGAAGAUGUGCAGGGCCGAUCGUUCACUGGUCGUGAGUUUGAUACAAUGUCCCCUGAGAAAAAGGCGAGCGUCGCAAGCAAUGUCGUUAUUCUUUCACGCACUGAGCCGUCGCACAAGAGCCAGCUAGUCGACCUGCUCCAGAAAAACAAUGAGGUCGUGGCCAUGACAGGCGAUGGCGUAAACGAUGCUCCAGCGCUGAAGCGUGCCGACAUCGGCGUCGCUAUGGGCACAGGCACCGAUGUCGCGAAGCUUGCAGCUGAUAUGGUGCUGGCUGAUGACAACUUUGCGACGAUUGUCUCUGCUAUUGAGCAGGGACGCAGCAUCUUCAACAACACGUCGUCUUUCAUCCGGUACCUGAUCUCGUCAAAUAUCGGCGAGGUCGUGAGUAUUUUUCUCACUGUUAUGCUGGGCAUGCCUGAGGCACUUAUUCCUGUGCAGCUUUUGUGGGUGAAUCUUGUUACAGACGGCCUUCCAGCGACAGCUCUCGGCUUCAACCCUCCGGAUGGCGCAGUCAUGCGUAUGCCGCCGCGCAAACGAAGCGACUCUCUUGUUUCCCAAUGGAUGCUAGUACGCUACUUUGCCAUUGGCUUGUACGUCGGUGUAGCAACGGUGCUGGGUUAUGCAUGGUGGUUUGUCUCGUACAGUGGCGGUCCUCAUAUCACCAUCUACCAAUUGACGCACUUCCACCAAUGCACGCGCAAUUUCAGCGAGAUUGAUUGCGGUAUGUUUACCGGCAAGGAGUCUCAGCAUGCAUCGACUGUGAGUCUCAGUAUUCUUGUCACGAUUGAAAUGCUGAAUGCCUUGAACGCACUCUCCGAUGUCGACAGCCUGUUACUGCACCCACCAUUCAAGAAUCCAUGGCUCGUUGGUGCGAUUGUCUUGUCCAUGGCUUUUCACAUGCUAAUUCUGUAUGUGCCAUCAUUGCAACAUAUAUUUUCCAUUGUGCCACUGGGCUGGAGCGAAUGGGUGGGUGUGUUGGCAUUUUCUGCUCCCGUCCUUGUGAUUGACGAGGUUUGUAAGUGGUGGGCACGUCAUUCCCUGCCGAGAGGCAAAAAGCACGAGUAA